AAUACCAACCGUCUCUGUCUCGCUACCAUCAGGAUCAACAACAAAAGCUAUAAUGGACCCUAAUAUGGUCAAUGCAGGAGACAUGAAUGGUUCUGGCAACCUGAUGGAUUUUCUGGAUGAGCCUUUCCCCGACGUUGGGACUUACGAAGAUUUCCACACCAUCGACUGGCUGCGGGAGAAAUCACGCGACACUGACCGCCAUAGAAAGAUUACAAGUAAAAGUAAGGAAUCCAUAUGGGAGUUCAUCAAGAGCUUGCUGGAUGCCUGGUCAGGAUGGGUUGUAAUGCUUCUCAUAGGAUUACUGGCAGGCACAUUAGCCGGAGUGAUAGAUUUAGCUGUGGAUUGGAUGACAGACCUGAAAGAGGGUGUCUGCCUGUCUGCCUUCUGGUACAGCCACGAGCAGUGCUGCUGGACGUCUAAUGAAACUACAUUUGAUGACAGGGACAAAUGUCCCCAGUGGCAGAAAUGGUCUGAACUUCUUGUAAGCCAGUCUGAGGGUGCAAGUGCUUACAUUCUAAACUAUUUUCUAUACAUUAUGUGGGCUCUAUGUUUUGCUUUCCUGGCAGUCUCCCUGGUCAGAGUGUUUGCUCCCUAUGCCUGUGGCUCUGGAAUCCCAGAGAUAAAAACCAUCUUGAGUGGGUUCAUUAUUAGGGGCUACCUGGGAAAGUGGACACUCUUAAUCAAAACAGUCACCUUGGUUCUGGUGGUAUCUUCAGGCCUCAGCCUUGGGAAAGAGGGGCCGUUAGUCCACGUGGCCUGUUGCUGCGGAAACUUCUUCAGCAGCCUUUUCUCAAAGUACAGCAAGAAUGAAGGAAAGAGGAGAGAGGUGCUCUCGGCUGCAGCUGCCGCAGGAGUUUCUGUUGCCUUUGGGGCUCCGAUUGGAGGCGUGCUUUUUAGUCUGGAAGAGGUCAGCUACUACUUUCCUCUGAAAACCCUCUGGAGGUCAUUUUUUGCUGCUCUUGUGGCUGCCUUCACACUGAGGUCCAUCAAUCCUUUUGGAAACAGCCGGCUGGUCCUGUUCUACGUGGAGUACCACACCCCCUGGUACAUGGCCGAGCUCUUCCCCUUCAUCCUGCUUGGCGUCUUCGGUGGCCUCUGGGGAACCCUCUUUAUCCGAUGCAACAUCGCCUGGUGCAGGAGGCGAAAAACCACCAGACUCGGGAAAUACCCAGUCCUGGAGGUUAUAGUGAUAACGGCUAUCACCGCCAUCAUCGCCUACCCCAACCCCUACACCCGGAGGAGCACCAGUGAGCUGAUCUCAGAGCUCUUCAACGACUGCGGUGCCCUGGAGUCCUCGCAGCUCUGCGACUAUAUCAAUGACCCAAACAUGACCCGCCCGGUGGAUGACAUUCCCGACAGACCUGCCGGCCCUGGAGUCUACACCGCCAUGUGGCAGCUCGCCUUGGCUUUGGUGUUUAAAAUUGUCAUCACGAUAUUCACUUUUGGCAUGAAGAUCCCCUCAGGUCUUUUCAUUCCCAGCAUGGCUGUUGGAGCCAUGGCUGGCAGGAUGGUUGGGAUCGGAGUAGAGCAACUGGCAUAUCACCAUCAUGACUGGAUCAUCUUCAGGAACUGGUGCAGACCUGGAGCAGACUGUGUCACACCAGGACUUUAUGCUAUGGUGGGAGCGGCAGCUUGCUUGGGUGGCGUUACCCGAAUGACGGUCUCUCUGGUGGUGAUUAUGUUUGAGCUAACUGGAGGCCUGGAGUACAUCGUACCUCUUAUGGCUGCAGCUGUCACAAGCAAGUGGGUGGCAGAUGCCUUUGGGAAAGAAGGGAUCUAUGAAGCUCACAUUCAUCUGAACGGCUACCCAUUUCUGGAUGUGAAGGAUGAAUUCACCCACCGAACCCUGGCAACUGAUGUCAUGAGACCAAGGCGUGGUGAAGCUCCUCUCUCUGUUCUGACACAGGACAGCAUGACGGUGGAGGAUGUUGAGACAUUAAUCAAGGAGACUGACUACAAUGGCUUUCCAGUAGUGGUUUCGAAAGACUCGGAGAGACUUAUUGGAUUUGCACAGAGACGAGAGCUGAUUCUUGCAAUAAAGAAUGCAAGACAGCGUCAGGAUGGGGUGGUGAGCAACUCCAUCGUCUAUUUCACUGAAGACCCCCCAGAACUGCCACCCAACAGUCCCCAUCCACUGAAGCUGCGGCGUAUUCUCAACCUGAGCCCUUUCACUGUCACUGACCACACGCCAAUGGAGACUGUGGUAGAUAUUUUCCGGAAACUCGGACUCCGGCAGUGUCUUGUCACUCGCAGUGGGAGGCUGCUGGGUAUCAUAACUAAAAAGGAUGUAUUAAGACAUAUGGCUCAAAUGGCAAACCAGGACCCUGAAUCUAUCAUGUUUAACUAGACUGGUAAAGGAAGAAGAAAGUAACCCCAAAGGAAUCCCUUCUAGAUUAACACAAAGGCUAUGUUUGGUGUUUCAUUUUGUUUAAAGGGAAAAAGUAAUGUGUGUAAGGAAUGGCCCAAUAUGCCUCUGACAGAAGGAGUGGGUGCAGGAUGGCACUUAUUUAAUGAGGAAGGCAGUUUAGAAGCUCCGAGCAGCUGCAGACAGCAAGCUGUGUUUCCUUAGUAAGAUUCCCAACAGCUCAGCUGGAGCGUUGGUGGGUGUAAGUGAUGUAGUGCUUAGGGACAGAGCCAGGAGAGCCGGUGGGAUGCAUCAACGUUCACAGUAACUCUCGAGGCAGGUGUGAAGACUAGCAGACACUGUUUAUGUAUAAGCUGUUAACAGAUGUAAAGAUUUGUGUUCCAAACUAGAGCGUGUGUAUGAGUAAUGUCAGUUGGUUUUGUUACUGAAAGAAUGGCUAUUUGCUACUGAAUUAUACCAUUUUCAUGAGAGAAAAAAAUCGUCAUAUUUUAAAAUGAAAGAUUUUGUCAUCUUCAUUUAUUUUUGUAAAAGCUAAGUGAAUCAGGACUGGAGUUAAAGGAGCAAGAACACACUUCAACUCACUUCAAAACGUAGUGUCCUCUGCUCCCUGCUUUAGUCCUUUGACAGAAAUGCUAGACUGUAUAAAAUUCAAUCAGCUUCCCUUUAUUAAUGUUGAAAUGUGACUUAUUUGUAAGGAUUUAUUAUUUCUCUAUGCAAUUUUGCAUACAGGUACUGUAAUAUUUAGUAUUAUGUGGUUUGAUGUGACAACGGGAAAAAGCAUUAAAGCCUGUGGAGGAAUUUUCAAAGGCACUAAAGGGAGACUGGUAUCCAGCUCUCAUCAAUGUUGGUGACAAGAGAUUGAAUCCCUCACCUGUCUCCCCUUGUGUACAUCAUCAUUUUUCACAAACUAAUGAAGUUCUGCAUUGAUUCCUGAUUCUCCAUUUAGUUCGUCAUUGCUAUUUCUUGGCAUUUGUCUGCACCUGCCAAGAGAUUGCUGAAGUUAAUUUAACAGUCACAGACAUUUAUUCUAUAGCAGAUCUACUCUAUGCAUCUGCCAGUCAUAGGACUGUGGAAUCCAUCUCCACAACACCGUGGCUGGAUACGAUCAAAGGGACUGAGAAUGCAAACAACAAUAGCAAAGCUUUAAUUAUUGACCUGUCUGCAGCAAGAACACAAGAUUUAACAGCCCCCGGCAGGGACCUCCAAGUCACUCAGGUAAAAAUGCUAAAUUUUCCUAAACCCUUGUUCUGGUCCUAUGUGAGAUGCACAGAGUCAACAUUGUCUGUGUUAAUAUACAAGCACUUUACUGCUAUCAGUAACAGAAGACCAAAUUCUACUCUCAGUAACACAUAAUCCACACUGCCCAGGGUUUGCUUUAUAACUAUAAGCUUAAAGCUUGGAGAGAGGUUGCAUCCUAACUUAGAUGCCCUGAAUCCCCUUCAGACCUUCUGAGAGUCUGGACCUUUCAUUGAGGCAUCUAAGACCUUUGGUAUUUUUGUUCAAAUUCAUACAGAUACCGGUAGCUCAAGUGCAUUGCAUCCAGAUGGUCUUCAUGGACAGAGAUGAGGGGAGUCCUUUCAUGCCAGAAGAGCCUGUUGCUUACUCCAGACAAAAGCCAGGCUGUUGAUCCAACAUGUAGGCAAUGUGCAUGAUUAUUGUGUCCCUGAACUGAGACAACUAGCCAGGUGCACCCUAGGUUAGAUGCCCAAAGUUACAUGUCACAAAUUCCUCCUCUUAUCUCCAGUGACCCUGCUUCCUUCUGGCAUGUGUCCCACUGCGUUCACACAAAGUAUGGCCCAAAUUGUUUAAGUAAAAGAAACGGAAGUAAAGGGAUAAUUUUAAUCUGCUAAGUACUCCAUUUAACAAUAGUGUUUGCAACAGACUGACAUAAAUAUACGUAGUUGUGGCCAAAGCCCAUAAAUAUUUCAGUGUAUACUUUUUGUUAACUGAACAUCUGCAGUACAAUGUAUUAUUAAAGGGAUAUUGUUAAAACUAUGUAAACUACAGAACUGAGCAACCCUUUCCUUCUGAGAAUAGGAAAUACAACAUAAUACUGUUGUUUCUUGUGUUUUUCUAUGAAGCUAUCAUCAGCCAAACUCAUAAAAAACCAACCAAGUCAACAACCAAGCUCAUAAACAUUGGAUUCCCUCAUUUGAACAGAGAUGCCAUCACAAAAUCAGUGCAUUCCCACAACUAAACCCAAAAGGGGCUUAGUACGAAUGUCAGUUCCUACCCAAAAUUAGAAUCUAAGGGAUUUGGAGUAAGAUAAAUAGGCUGACUUUUGAGGGCAAUCUUGUUCUGAAAUUAAAACUGAAGGACUGUGUUCUACUUUUCACUUUUAUAGCGCUUAAUGUUAAUACAUACAUGUUUGAUGAACACUUUCUCCAUCUUCCUUUAUGUUUACGUAGGAAACAAGUGUGCAUACUCUCCCCACUUGAACACUAAAAUACCUCUUUCGCUCAUAAACCAAGAGAAAUAAAUUGAGAAGUGAAUUUAUCUGCUAUUUGAAAUCAAACUCAAGGCUUCACGUAUGUCAGGGAAAAGGAGAGAUCUAAAGCCUUCUCUGUUAGCCAAGGAAAUUUCAGUCCAUGCUGCAUUAGUACGUAAGUCCAUGGCAGAGCUAACUCUGAAGAACACUGAUAGUACUGAGGGCAAUGUUUGCUAACAGGAACCAGGAUGGUAUAUCAACACUGAAAAAAUUGUCAUUUCCUGAGACAAAGACACGGAGUCACCUAACUGAGAUUAAACUGACCAUGAAUACAAACUCAUUUGGGUAUUGACUUGGGUUAUCAUCUUAAACUCAGUCCGUGGCUAUGCAUAGGCAUAAACUUUUGUGGCUAAUUCCCAUUAAUAUCCAGAGGCCUGAUCUACUAAAACCAACAGUCAGCCCUAUUACAGCUUGUCACCUCGUCUUAUUAGACUGCAUAUGAGGAGCCCUCAGGGCUUAAGAACAGGAUCCAUAAAACCAACAUGGUGGUUUGUAAGAAACAACAACAGAAGGAAUUGAGAUGCAUGCACUUACUGCGGGUGCAGUUUGACCCUGGGACUACCCCCCAGGCAGAAGGCAGGUAAAUGGGAGUCCAGCUCUUUCCUAUCAAACACGUUCCUCUUUAGAUGGAAUGGUUUAAAUAUCUAAGGGGUCAAGGAAAAAAGCUUUGGAUGUGUAACUCUACGUGGGUGGUUAGACUGCUGCUCCUUGUUCAAAAUAUGUUAAACCCCCUUAGAGCAGGGACCGGUAUCUAGCUCUCCAGAAAUGACAUAGCCAUAGCUAGCUUCAGCUGCUUGGCAUUACCAAGGCUGAGGUGAUGCUAGAAUGACAAGAAGGGUUUUGAAACUGGACAGACUUUGCUAAUUAGAAAACUUAGCACUUCAGACACUUCCAGAGACGGUAAUUGGCUGUCUUUCUGUUGAACUUCCUCCAUGCUACUGUCUUGAUUGCUCUUUUAGCUUGACUGGCUGAAUGGGGAACGCUCUUAAUAUAAAUUAAUAACAUGCUUUUCUCAAAAAAUGCAGUUCUGAUGUAAUGUUUUAAUGUAUUUCCCCAUAACAAGCCCAUUAUCUGUCACUGUCUUCCAUCUGUAUUCCCAAAUAUGUCUCAGAAGUUACUGAAUAGACUCCAAGAGGCAUAGAUCUCAGCCUUAAGUAUUUAUUUCAAUUUUUAGAGCUCAAGAUAGUCACGUAGCCUGAUCAAUCUGAGAGUUACAUAAGUACUUUAGUAUACAGUGCUCACUUUAUGCAACCUCAGUUCAAUCCUCGUGUUCAAGCAGUUGGACUUUGAAGAUGUCAAACUAAACAUGACAACAAAACUCUUUAAAUGAUGCAAGUUCAGUAUUGUACCUUUGUUUUGCAUGAACUGUGUUACAGUUACAUUCAGCUUCCAAUGUGUACUUGAAGCAAUCUGUACCAGAAAGUUUAUUAUUAAAGUACAGAACAUGGAUGACAUUAGCCAGACCCUUUGGCUGUCACAGUGAUACUAAUUAUUAAUUCUUAUGCUUUGAUGAAGCAGGGAAAGAAUGUUUAAGGAUUACAGGAGACCCACUGAUUCCGUGUUGGAAUGACACUAUAAUUAUGAAUAUUGUUUUGCUUUGGUUUUGGGUUUUUUAAUUGUAGAAAAAAACAUGUAUGUUGCACCUUAUCAAAAACAAUGUUUGGACUCUAUUUUUUAAAUAAAACUGACUUACAGUA
Aptenodytes forsteri (emperor penguin) is the source of this 6550-nucleotide messenger RNA. It is a transcript of the gene CLCN4, whose product is annotated as chloride voltage-gated channel 4. The coding region runs from base 53 to 2347 and encodes 764 amino acids. The record is from RefSeq and is a predicted model, not a curated record. The transcript has 12 exons. Lineage: Eukaryota; Metazoa; Chordata; Aves; Sphenisciformes; Spheniscidae. Gene Ontology annotation, molecular function: voltage-gated chloride channel activity. Gene Ontology annotation, biological process: transmembrane transport; chloride transport. Gene Ontology annotation, cellular component: early endosome; membrane; synaptic vesicle.